Messenger RNA from Uranotaenia lowii, 750 nucleotides. RefSeq names its product pupal cuticle protein-like. Gene Ontology annotation, molecular function: structural constituent of chitin-based larval cuticle. The record is from RefSeq and is a predicted model, not a curated record. NCBI's taxonomy places the organism in Eukaryota, Metazoa, Arthropoda, Insecta, Diptera, Culicidae. Bases 73 to 531 code for a protein of 152 amino acids. Gene Ontology annotation, cellular component: chitin-based extracellular matrix. The transcript has 2 exons.
UGCCGAUCAGGAUUGUAGUUAAAUCGGUGAUUUUCUUUUCGGGAAAAUAACUAAUUCCUUUCAUCUCGCAGCAUGGCAUUCAGAACGAUAACGCUUGCCAUCCUUCUGGCUUCGGCAGUCUUGGCAGCACCUCAGCGUGGAUCGGCACGAUUCGGAGGAGGACGCAGCAGUGCCGAUCAAUCGGCCAUCGUCUUGGUGAACGAUUUCGACCUUCAACCACAAGGAUCCUACGUUUACAAAUAUGAAACGAGCAACGGAAUCAGCGCGUCUCAAACGGGAAGUGAACAAGGCCUCUACGCCAACGGAUACUACUCAUAUCUGGAUGAAGACGGCAACAGGAUUGAGGUGACAUAUCUGGCCGAUGAGUUUGGAUUCCAGCCUCAGGGAGCUCAUCUGCCGAGAGAGCCACCGGUACCGGAUCAUGUGCUAAAGUCACUGGAAGAAAUCCGUGCUGCGGCUACUCCCGAUUCGGGACUGGACAUUGCGACCCUGGACGCUACCAUCAGCAGGUUGAGGGCUACCCUGGGUUAGAAAUGUACGCUUAACAAAUUCUCUACCGGUUAAUAGCAUUAAAAAAGGCGUUGUGAUCUAUAAUAGAAAUCGUUGUAGAAAUAACCAAGAUAAGACUAUUUAAUUUACUAAUCGUAGAUAAGGAAUCGGAAACACCUCGACCACUUGCUAAGUAUUGGUCCGAAGUCCUGCUUUUGUAUUGUUUUUUUUUUUUAAAUAAAUGAUAUCCCUGUUCGAUGA